This is a messenger RNA of Trematosphaeria pertusa, 3005 nucleotides long. RefSeq lists its product as uncharacterized. Lineage: Eukaryota; Fungi; Ascomycota; Dothideomycetes; Pleosporales; Trematosphaeriaceae. The transcript has 3 exons. The record is from RefSeq and is a predicted model, not a curated record. The coding region runs from base 48 to 2867 and encodes 939 amino acids.
CGCUCAUCACAUAGCAUUGGACUUAUGGAUAAACUCUAAUCCCCACAAUGAGUGAGAGCUUCGACUGGAACUACCCAGGCCUAGACUGGUCCCAUUUUCACUCUCUUGCGAACCUCCUCUCGCUUCGAAAUGGCGGCCAGGCUGAGCCUUCUUCGAUAUCUGAUACGGUGCUCGAAGAAGACUGGGAACCCGAUGGCAAUGAAGAUGGGGCCACGCCUAGCAUGGAUACUAGAUUGGCUGAUCAAAUAUCAGAUUCGGGGCAUGGGAGGCUUAAACGAAAGUUUCUUGAUUGUUUAGCUGAAUUCGCGGCUAACAAGAAGGGCGGGACCGCAGUUGCUUGCUCCGCCAUGAAGGAGGCGGAAGGCAAUGUCGUCAUCUGGAUUGCUCGUAAUGAAGGCUUCUCGGAGGUGGAUAAGCCUGCGUUUGAUAAAUUGGGAGAGGUGCUGGGUUCGUUAUCUUGCAACAGUGCCAAUCAAUCUGAGACUCUUCUAUGGGAAGAUAUGGUCUCGUAUCAUCAGAACCGGAUUGAACACAGCUAUAUUCCUAACUUGAGGGUAAGCUUCAAAGCUUACGACGCUGUGCGCAGGAGGAAUGAUACAAACACGCCAGAAAACAGUUCAGCCUCUGAUGCUACCCUAUCAGCCCUACGGACUCUUCUCUUUGAUCGUAACAUCAACGGUACAAGCACCCUUGAAAAGCACAUGAGGCUUGUUAUCGCAUCAUACAACCUGCGUCGGACAAGAAACAUGGAGGAGGCACUCUACAGCUCUCCAAGCGCGACUUCCAGAUCGAAGAGCUUGUGGUUGGAUAUCUGCCUACUCGCCCGGCUCCGAGUCGCAUUCCACAAUUUCAAAGACAUUGCUCUCACGCUCCCAAGCUUCGAACACGUCACAAUCAUCCUGGUCCCGCGGCCCCUGGCGCCUGCAAACCCGUCUCAGAAGCCGCUCAAUUUGAACCAGACCUUCGGUCUCCUCCAACUUGAUCUGGGUCCUGCUACAACGAAGGCCGUCUUAGGCCAGAAUUGGACUGUCGCUAAGAUUGAACGCGAGUUCGCAAAACGGCAAAAGCAAAAGCCGCACGUACACGCCGAGGUUCAAAUGCUGAUGUCUCUGAAUACCAAUGAAGCAUCCACGUCGGGGUUGUUCCCGUAUUUCGGAUGUAGCAAGCUCUGCUGCUUCAUGUGCAAUCGCUUUAUUCAGUCGUAUGGGCGGUUCACGACAAGAGGGUGCCAUGGACGCCUCUUCAAACCAUGGACCGUGCCAAGUGUGGGUCGACUUCUGCCUGGUCAGGCCGAUCGGACAGCAAAGGCUCUUAUAUUAGUGCAAAAGGAGGUCAAGAAGAAAUUGAAGGCCUCAGUCGAGGGCUAUAUUCCGCACGAACGAACUUCGGUUAUCGGAGGAAGCAGCAUUUUAGGUGGUCGGCAGGAGGAGCGCUCACAGAGACAGUUGCAGAUUGACCGGCUCAGAAUGAAAGCAGAACGCGACAGAGUUGCAGAAAUGUUCAGAAGGCAAACGGAGGACACAGCGAGUCCAACCAGGCUCACCUAUUCAACUCCAGAAGGAGAUGAGCCGGAGUGGGACUGCGAUAUAUGUAUGAGGCCUACGACGAGAAGGUGCAACAUUUGCAGCAAAGGCUACUUCUGCAGCGAUUCGUGCCAGGAGAAAAGAUCCGGACGUCAUUUGUUCACGUGCUCUAAACGCCCACUCACUUCAGCUGAUUAUCUCUGGGAGUCAUUGGCAAAGGAUCUCAUGCCUCAAGAUGAGGAUGUUCUUGAAGAUUUCGGGUUUAACAACGUCCUCUCUGGCGGGGACAGGAGUAACCUUCUGGGGGUCUAUGGAGGCCUCUAUCUUUCCGGCAAGUUCUCACCGGAGGACAUACAUGAGUGGCGUGUUGGGGGCAUCCUGGUCGAUAAGAUCAAGGAGUUCUAUUACGCCAUUCCGGAGAAUUGCCGUGGGCAAUACUUUCCCUGGCUUCUGAAGAAUCUCUAUGUCCUAGAGCGCCCUAUGACCAAAGACGAAGCGCAGCAAAAGAUGAUAGCGACCUUCUACGACAAAGCCAAGCCAUACCUGGAUAUCGAGGAUCGCGACAAGACGGCUAGGGAACUAAAGCCAGAAGCCAGGGGAGCUAGUUACGCCUUGUUGGCGGAAACGUUACUCCGGAUUACUCCUAAUCCGGUUGAAACAAACUGGUACUCUUUCGGAUUUGUAACCUGCCGCGGCCAGGGCGAAGAAAGCAUGCUUGUAGAUCUCUACCAGCUCCUUCUCACCGAAAGCGACGGAAGUUUCUUCUACGAGUUCCAUAACCGUCGAAGGGGUGUCGUUCAGCCUGCCACGUUCACGCAAUUUUGGAAAGCAUACGAAGCGGGAACACUUAUCCAGCUCAUGGAUUCGAAGGGGCUGAAGGAACUACGAUCCAGGCUGCCGUUCCUGGAGGGCUUUUUGUCCGUGCCGCCGGCCGGCCCCCGCCCCUCCGUAUGGGACCUGAAGCAGUUUCUUGAGAUCGGCGAGCCGAUGGAGCAUCCGCCCAUUCCGUCGGUCAACGUUGACUAUGGGUUUAUCAACUGCCGCACUUUUGAGGAAACCUGUAUACUGAUGGAAAUUUACGGAGCGGUUCUGAAGACCGCGAAUCCACUGGCACUCCACCAGGCGUGUGUGGCUGGUGAUUUGUUUCAAUUUGCAAGAGGUUACGUCCGGAUGGAGGAGCGGUGGAGGUCGUUGAUGAAGAAUUUCUAUCCUUUGGAGGAUAGUGGAGUUGGAGCUGGGCCAGAGCUGAGGUCAGAGGUAGGGCCAGAGGCGGAUGAAGAUUCUGCGGGUUCGCCGUCGCUAUUAUCGAGGCUUUGGGGGUUCAUUGGUGGAUUUUCUAAUUAAUAGGGUGAUAGGUAAGUGCAACUGCAGGCCACAAGUGGUCGUGCGGGUAGUUCAACUGUUAAGUAGAUCUAGCCCGUUCACAAGGGGUGUCUCGCUACGCAGGGAUGGACGGUAUAGUAAUUAUUCUCAAAUUCCAAC